GUUCCAGUUAAGAGAGUAUCUAAGACAAGUUCUCCCGUUGACUACUAUCCUGACACGAGAGAAAUGGAACUGAAGUGUACCUUCAAGGGAUGGCCUCGUCCUCGUGUAGUUUGGUACAAUCCAGAUAACAAACAAAUCAUCAACGGAUCUGAAGGUUUUUACAUCUCAGAGCAGCUGGAUGGAAAGGAUACCUUAAUUUCCCUUCUCCGUAAUGCUGAUAUCCAAGAAAAACACCGAGGGGCUUAUAAAUGCACUGGAAUGAACAACAUUACCGGCUGGUCGAGUAAAAAAGCAGGGGAUAUUGACCUGAAUUAUCGCUGUGAGUCAUUUAAUUUAUUAUUUCUAAUACAACACACGGAUGCGCAAAACUACCAUAUUUGAAGCAUGUUCAUAAAAAACAUAAUACCAUGUUUCCCUUGUAAGCAAUGGAAAGUAUCCCAUUAAGACUAAGAGGGACAGCUCAUUCUCUCUUGAUUUAGACGGAAUUUAAUAUUGGGUGUUUCAUGUUUCAAAUAACAGAUUAACUUAUUCCUAAAUGAAUUUUAAAAAAUGUAACUGAAAAUUUCGUGCCAGGAACUUUCAUUUGUUUACCCCCCGGGUCACAAGGGAUAAGUAAAUAAGUAAAUAAAUAAAUAAUGAUUUAGUGGCGCUAGCUCAUCCACAUAGUUGUUCUUUGUCUACCAUUCUGGCUCAAAUUUACCCUGCGCAGCUGGCGGGUUUAACGUGGGAGUGAUGUGUUGUUUUGAUGGCAAUGGCCGAAUAAGGGUGAGAAGCAACAAAACUCAACCCGGCCGGCCACAUAUGAUGUUGCCUGAGGAAUCAAGCACAGGACAGUCAUUAAUGAGAGGGGAGUGUUCUCACCUGAAAUUCAGUAGAACCUCUACAUAACGAAGUCUUCGGUAUAAUUAACAAUUAUUCCACUUAUUCCGCGAGUGUGCUUUACAUAAGUAGGUAACCAACGAGGCGCGUAGCACCGAGUUGGCUCUAAUCAUCUCAUAUCCAACAAGCGCGAGUGGAAUAAUUACUCUAUUAAAAACGCCAACAAAAUAUCGAGAAUUCUUCCCAACUUUAUUUGUAAACCAACCGAUUUUCAUCUUGUUUUUGAUUUUGAGCAGACGCGUACAGUUACCAUGUUUGAAGAGCAUGGUAUAACGGCUCAUAUACCAUGAUGGCUAAGCCAAUCAGAGCUCUAGAAUUGCAUUCUCUAAUAAUUCAAUUUUCAAUAAUAAGCGAUACUCUCCGCCCAGAAAUAAUACAGUCAAACCCCGUAAAUCCCAAAACUGAAGGGACCGUACUAAGAGAGUGUCUGUAUUCACGGGGUGACCUUAUUAAGCGGGUAGAAAAUGAAAGGGCUUUCUUUCCAAAGCAAACUGUCCGUAACACCCGGGGGGGGGGGGGGCCCCUGCAACUGAAAAGGGAGGGGAUGCCCGGGGGAAAUUUUGAAUAAAACCCCAAAAGGGGCCCAAUCGGGGGGUCGCCCAAGCUGCCAGGCGAACAACCCCCCGUUAGACGGCCUCUAAAGAUGGCGGGAGGAACCAAAUCGCAAAAAAAGAAACCACCGGAAAAAAAAAAAAGGGGGGGGGGGGGGGGGGACUCUGCAUAUGAAAAGAGAGGGGAUGCUCGUCGGAAAUUUUGAAUUAAACCCCUAAAGGAGACCGAUCUGGGCGUAGCCCAAGCUGUCAAGCGAUCAACCGAUCGUUAGAGCGUCUCUAAAGAUGGCGUGACGAGACAAGUCGCAAAAGAAGGAACCACUGGAAUAAACAAAAUCAACACGUAAAAACUCCAAAGCGUUGUGAUUCCCCAUAGAUUGUCACAAAUACUCAGGAGGGGAGGGUAAGAGUAAGAAUGUUACCCCUUACGGUUGCACGAAAAAAUGGUAACCAUUUUAAAAUAAUAUUUGGUCAUCAUAUCUUCUUAUCAUCUGAUACAGGUUUCUUGCCUAAAGCUCCGCAGAGAUCUUCUCCCACGGUUUCGGUGGAAGCCUACUUCAAUAUCAGUUUAGAGUGCGAAGUAGGUGUUAGGCCAAGCGACUGUUGGGACAAUUCUUUAGGGUGGUAUUUUAACAACAACUCAGGGAAAAUAGUGAAAAGUGAAAAGUAUGAUAUACAGGAAAGGAGAACCAACACCAGAUGCAAAAAAGAUUUCAUUCUCACCAUUUUUAACGUUACUGAAGCAGACGAGGGAAAGUAUAAAUGUCACUGGCUCUGCGACGAGUACGACCCCAGCUUUUCCAGGUCUUCAAUUAUCAAGUUGAAAGUAUUUCCUCCUUCAGAAGAAGGUACUGAUACUCCUGUGAUAUCUAAAGGUCUUGUG
Molecule: messenger RNA, 2313 nt
Organism: Porites evermanni
Lineage: Eukaryota; Metazoa; Cnidaria; Anthozoa; Scleractinia; Poritidae
Source: the annotation of a GenBank genome assembly